This is a messenger RNA of Guillardia theta CCMP2712, 690 nucleotides long. RefSeq lists its product as hypothetical. The transcript is spliced from 2 exons. The annotation marks the transcript as partial. The record is from RefSeq and is a predicted model, not a curated record. Lineage: Eukaryota; Cryptophyceae; Pyrenomonadales; Geminigeraceae. Gene Ontology annotation, molecular function: short-chain carboxylesterase activity; monoacylglycerol lipase activity.
AUGGUCGCCUCGCCACUGCUGCUGCUCCUCCCGUCCUCCCUCCUCCUCCUGUCCUCCUGCUCCUCCUGUCCUCCUCUCCUCUUCGCUUCCUCCUCCUCUCGACUCCUUGGGUCGAAGCUCCCGAUCUCUUUCUCGAAGUCCGCCUCCUCCCCCCUGACAGCUCGCACUCGCGCUCUCUUCACUGUCGCGAGCCCUCGGCGUCGUCCGCCUCCUUCCUCGCUGUCUGCCAUGGUGGCCUCGUCUUCCCCUUCUCCCUCAACCCUCAUCCCUUCCUCUCCUGCCACCGACAUGGUACAAGUGCUCAGCUCCUUUCCUGCUCGCACCUACCGGCCCCCCUGGUGGGCUCGCCAGGCGCACGUCAACACGAUAGUCGGCGCCCUGUUUGCGACUCCUCCUACUCCCUCCUACGAGCGCGAGCGGUGGACAACGCCCGACGGAGACUUCGUCGACAUCGACUUUCUCCGGUCGGAGCUGCCGGCGUCCCGAGGAAUCGUCCUCCUCUACCAUGGCCUUGAGUCGAACUCCCUGGCUCCCCUGACCGUCCGUCAAGCUCGCUCGCUCUCCAUGGCAGGAUUCGAUGUCGCUGCCAUUGGGUUCAGAGGAUGCAGUGGGGAGGACAACUUGACUCCUGGAGGAUAUCACCUUGGGUUUACUGAUGACGUCCACUUCAUUGCCAAGAGACUUCACGAG